UGUUUGUGUGUGAAAGAGCGUCCUGGCUGGGCGUCCAGAACGGUCCUGGUAAUGCUGAGACAGACGGUGAGCGGGAGGGUUUAUUUUUGGGUCAGUGACAGUGUGUCAAUGGCCGCAGAUGCGUCGGAAAGGAAGGCUCUGAGAUACAAGCAAACCCUGCUCUAUGGCGAAUACCAGGAGAACCAGGGAGGCUCCGGCAGACGGGAGGCCACACGCCUGCUGACAGAGAGACAGAUCAAGAAACAUGGCAACCAUCCACGCAGUCAUGGCCGGACGCGGCAUGGACAUGGCCGCCGUAGCCAUGGCCAAAAUGGAUGCCACAGUCGUCAUCAGCAUGGCUACCACAGCAGGCAGAGGAGCCGGCAGCAGUCCAACAUGGAAGCUGAGGCUGCCGAUGAGCAACUGGCUGAACCCGACCUCACAUCCUCGAUGAAGAAGAAGCGCUCCUACUCCAAGUGUAGAGACUGCAUAGCACGGGUGCAGCGAUUCCUCGUGACCAGGUUAGGAGAGGACUGGAUCUUCCUGGUUCUGCUGGGCAUCACAAUGGCACUGGUCAGCUGGACGAUGGACUACGCCAGUGCAAAGAGCCUGCAAGCCUAUAAAUGGAUUCAUGGGGAGCUGAGGGGAAACAUCCCCCUGCAGUACCUGGCCUGGGUUUCCUAUCCCCUGAUGUUUAUCCUGUUCUCCUCCCUCUUCUGUCACCUGGUUGCUCCUCAAGCUAUAGGUUCUGGUAUCCCAGAGCUGAAGACCAUCCUGAGAGGUGUGGUGCUGAAGGAAUAUCUGACUCUCAAGGCCUUUGUUGCUAAAGUCAUCGGUCUGACUGCAGCCCUGGGGAGCGGUAUGCCUGUAGGCAAAGAGGGCCCAUUUGUUCACAUCGCUAGUAUCUGUGCAGCAGUUCUCAGCAGGUUCAUGUCCUUCUUUUCAGGAGCUUAUAAGAAUCCAUACUGCUAUACAGACAUCCUGACAGUGGGCUGUGCUGUUGGGGUGGGCUGCUGCUUUGGUACUCCACUUGGAGGUGUGCUCUUCAGUAUAGAGGUGACGUCCACAUACUUUGCUGUGAGAAACUACUGGAGAGGAUACUUUGCUGCUACAUUUAGUGCCUUCAUAUUUAGAGUGCUGUCUGUGUUUAACAAAGAUGCAGUUACCAUCACUGCUCUGUUCAGGACAAACUUCCGUAUGGAUUUCCCUUUUGACCUGCAAGAGCUCCCGGCAUUCGCCAUCAUUGGGAUCUCCUGUGGGUUUCUGGGGGCGUUCUUCGUCUAUCUCAACAGACAGGUGGUGCUUUUCAUGAGACGACCCAAUGCAAUGACGCGCUUCCUGACCAAACACCGGCUGAUCUUUCCUGCUGUGGUAACGCUCGUCAUCGCCACUUUGACCUUCCCACCUGGGUUCGGACAGUUUAUGGCAGGAGAGCUGAUGCCCAGAGAGUGCAUCAACUCUCUGUUUGAUAACUUCACUUGGACGAAGAUUUCGGGAUCUCCUCCUCCGGUCGGUCUGGGCCGCUCCACUGCCUGGCUGCACCCCAAUGUCAGCGUCUUCAUCAUCCUGCUGCUUUUCUUCCUCAUGAAGUUCUGGAUGUCUGCAGUGGCCACCACCAUGCCCAUUCCAUCUGGGGCCUUCAUGCCUGUCUUCAUACUCGGUGCUGCGUUCGGCAGGCUGGUUGGGGAGAUCAUGGCCACCCUGUUUCCUCAUGGGAUUGUGUUUGAUGGUAUCCUCUACCGCAUCAUCCCUGGAGGGUACGCAGUCAUUGGAGCGGCAGCAUUGACCGGGGCUGUGACUCACACCGUGUCCACAGCGGUUAUCUGCUUUGAGCUGACAGGUCAGAUCUCCCACAUUCUGCCCAUGAUGGUGGCAGUAAUCCUGGCCAACAUGGUGGCCCAGGGCCUGCAACCCUCCCUGUACGACUCCAUCAUCCAGGUCAAGAAGCUCCCAUACCUGCCGGAGCUCGGCUUCGGACACAUUAGCCAAUAUAACAUCUUUGUGGAAGACAUCAUGGUGACCAAGGUGAAAUUUAUAUCCUCCCAGUCCACAUAUCGAGAAGUCAAACUCCUGCUGGACUCCUCCUCACUCAAAUCAAUCCCCCUGGUCGACUCAAAAGAUUCCAUGAUCCUAUUGGGCAGCAUCGACAGGUUGGAGCUUCUGGCGCUCUGUGAUUGGUGGUUGUCUCCAGAGAGAAGGCUGCUGAUGCAGGGUCGCAGCCUACAGGAGCAGAACCUGCCUCACAAACACAGCUGGGAGUCAUUUGCCUUCGUAGAUGAGGAGGGAGAGGAGGAUGGAGACAAGGGUAGUGCAAUGCAGGAGGAGAGGAACGGCCCACUGCCUCCUCCAAAGCCUCAGGAACCUUCUUCAAACCACACUGCUACUGUCCCUGAAAAAGGUCCUCUGCAGUCUGUGAGGAAAACACUCAGAAACCUCUUCACCUCUAAGAGCAGACCGGCAGAGGGGCAGUCGCAGGAGCCUUGUCCUCCUCCGCUGUCAGACACAAUGACACCAGACGAGAUCAAAGCGUGGGAGGAGGCAGAGAUGGACAAGCCGAUGGAAAUCGAUGAGAUUCGAGUAGACCCUUCCCCUUUCCAGCUGGUGGAGAGAACAUCAUUACACAAGACCCACACGUUAUUCUCGCUGCUCGGCCUCAGUCAUGCUUAUGUGACCAGUAUUGGCAAACUGGUGGGAGUGGUGGCGCUGAAAGAGCUCCAGAAGGCCAUCGAGGGCUCCACUCGCUCCGGCGUCCGGCUCCGUCCUCCUCUGGCCAGUUUUCGUGACAUCAGCAACCACAACUCUGUCUCUAAACCUUCUACUUCCACCGCUCCUUCCUCUCCGUCCUCCCCUUCGCCUCCCCUGCCACAAAUUGCCUCCCAGCCUUCCCCCUCCUGCCCCACGACCCCUCGACCUCCCCGCCAUCAUCACCAUCACCCCCACCUUGACAGUGACACGGAGGGGUGGAUGGAGAGCGUGUCCAGGGAGGUGGAGGAGAGCAGCGUCAGCGACAGUGCAGGAAGCGGCAGCAGCAACAGCAGCUCCACCAGCAGAAGCUGCAGCUACAACAGCAACCUCCCUCCCUCUUCCACUCCUCCCCCAGUCCCCUCUCCCUCCACUCCUCCUCCUCCUCCUCCUCCUCCUCCUUCCUCUUCCAUCCUUCUCUCCACCCUGAGGCCCCUACAGGGACUCCUCGAGGGGGAUGAAGACAGCGAUGAUGAGCCAAUGGUUUAGCUUACACGAGUGUUUUUUUUUAUAAUGGAAAACUUUUUUAAUAGUCUUGAGGUUUUUUUUUUUCUUCUUUUUCUGUUCUUAAUUUGUCGCUCUGGUCUUUGGACACUCAUUUACCUCUUUCUGGUGAUUCUGCUCAUUUCAUGGACCUUCGCCUUGUUUUUGUGGAAAAAAACACACCCUUAUCUCCAGUUUUCCCACCCCAACUUCCUUCUCUUACCUGAAUAAGCUCUGUUUGUGUGUGUGUUUUGAUACUUGUUCUGCCUCAUUUUCUCAUCAUUUUCUCAUUCAUGUUGUUUUUCACGUCUCAAAAGUUCAACCAGUGUAGUCUAAACUCCAGACUGAGGUUGAUUCUUUUAGUGUCUAAAGCAGCAAAUAAGACAAUUUUGGCACUCCAAAACUGCUCUUUGGUUGACUUAACCCUAAAAAAAACUCAUCUAUGUAUUUCGAAGUUGCACAUUUAGACAGUAAUUCCUUCCUGCCUUAAAAUGGAAAGGUGAAGUCCACCACCUCUCUCCACCUGCAACCCAAGCACACCAGCUCACCUAUAGCUCUGCUCAAACACUGUACACCUGCGCUGUGCUACACAAUAGCAAGGUGUAAUAUAGGAGUAAUUCAGCCAUACAUGUUAGGAACCGAUUCUAAAGAAGAAUAAUGAUCCAGAAAGUCCCAUCCUACAGUCACAGAAUUAGUUUCUUUAAUUUGUUACGUGUGAAAUCCAGGAAGUCUGAAUCUGUGUUUUUGAGACUGUCGUCGGUACGCUGCAGUUUGGAAGUGGAGAUGUCUAGCCAUUGUAUUCACUGCUUAUUUCAGUCAUUAAAUGUCUUCUAACAUAUAAAAACACCACAUGGACAUGUAAAAAAAAAUCAAAAACAGAGGUCUUUAAGGCUGCUGGGUAUGAUUUUGCAUUUAAAUUAUUUAGAAUUCACUCCAAAACAUUACUGAGGAAUACAUUUCCUGGUGUUAUUUGCAUUGCCCCACUUUGAAAUUGGACUCAUUAGUCAAAUCUCUCUUCUUUAUGUUUUCAUUAGCAUAAUAUGCCUUGUUGAAAAGAAAUUGAAAACUUUAAGUGAACCCACUGAACCCCUGCACAGCAGCUCUGCAUUACUGGAUCAUUUGUGUCUUUAAAAAAAACAUUUUAUUGGAUAGGAGCGGAGCCUAUUGAUUUUUUUUUUUUUUUUUUUCAACUGGCAACAGAGCAUCGGGGUGGCAGCAGACUAAUGGAGCUGCUCAGUCCACUGUGGAAGAUUGGCCAAAGCCCCAAAAUGACCUCCAAAUUGUGUGCUGACCUUGUGGAUGUUGCCUCAGAGCUCAUCUCAUCACGCUUAAGUUGAUAGAUGGUGCAGCUAAAGGCGCCUGACGACAGCAAAACCUCACCACACACGUCCUCAAGGUUUUUUCCCCCCAUUUGCUCUUGCAAGGAUACCUCCCAGAUUUAACUGCCAUCACUCAUGACUACUUUAAAAAACUUUGAUUUAUGACAGUCAGGUCGCACAAACAAAAAGCUUUUCAUUCCGUCAUGUAAUGGCUCAUAUCUGACAGAAUGACAGCUGACGUUCUGUCACAUAGCAUCCAUAUGUUGAAGAUGAAGACGUAUGUUGACAGAUUAUUUAUAGCCAAUUAAGGCUUUAAUUAGCUUAAUGAAUUACCUCAUUAGUGCAUCUAUUUACCAUAGAAAUGCCAUCAUGAUUAUUAUGGUAUAUGAAGCUGUUUAUGUGAGGCUUCCUCGACUCCUAAUCAAGCAAUAAAACCUAAGGGCAACCUCAGAAUUGCAAGUGCUAUUUGAACAGUACUGCUCGUUUAUUUAUUUAUGCUAAUGUGUGCUCAUAAUGGGAGCAUUAUGUUUUGGAAUAGGGUUAUUCAGUCUUUUCAUGGUCAUCUAAAAGAUGUUGUUUAAGUAAAUAAGCAACUUGGAAGCAAAAAGACUCCAGAAGAGUCUUGGAAAUAAACAGUUAUAAUGAUGAUUGUGUGAAUCGAGAGAUUUGCUAUACAUCUUCAUAAACACUGAGAAAAAUGAACGGGUUAAAAGAGGCUUAAAACAGGUUUGGCAUUAAUUGGUUGUCUCACUGAGCUUACAGACAAACUAUUGAAUGAAUGUUAAUGUGAGAAAUAUCACAUUAUACACACAUGAAUGCAGUUUGUGCCAAACUAUUGUAAUUCCUACUAGCAGACAUUUGAUUGAUGUAUAUUUCCCUGAAUAUCGAUGUAAAAGUAAUUCAAGCGAGCUUUUCUCACCACGUCAUCAAAUACAUGGCCACAAAAUAAAAAUAGUAAUAUACCAAUGUAAGUUUUAAUUAGAUGAUUUGGGUUGACAUAAUAAUGACAGUUACACCAAUUUGGCAUUUUGUGUGAUUUAAACUCAAAAUAAUUGAGCUAAAGCUGAGUUCAAGUAGGUACCUUAAUGAAAUAAGGUUAAUAACUGAACGUUUCAAGUCCGUUACUGUCCGUUUCUCAUCAGUCUCCUCUUGCAUCGUUCUUCUCUCCUCAUUUUCUCCUGGACUCAGUUUCCAAAUUUCCCCUGGAGUGGGGGGAAAUAAAGAACUUUAUCUUUAUCUAUCUUAUCUUAUCUUUCUCAGGUGCUGCCUUUAAAAGUCUUUAAACCUGCAGAUUUAACUGAAAGCUUUUUCUUUCUGUCUGCCUGAAUUAAAGCGUCUGUUUCUUAAGGAGAGGUGGACGUCUGUGCAGGUCUCCAAAUGCUCUUCCGUCCGUCUGUGGUUGUGGUUAAUGUAUUUAUUUAAUAAUAUCUUUGUUUCAGUAGAGUCUAAAUGUCAUCUCGAAAUUUAUAAAACUGUGAACCGUUUAGCUAAAUAAAGUUUUAUGGGAAAUGCUUUAA
Molecule: messenger RNA, 6040 nt
Organism: Amphiprion ocellaris (clown anemonefish)
Lineage: Eukaryota; Metazoa; Chordata; Actinopteri; Pomacentridae
Gene: clcn1a
Product: chloride channel, voltage-sensitive 1a
Exons: 24
Coding region: 52-3210 (1052 amino acids)
Biological process (GO): chloride transport; transmembrane transport
Cellular component (GO): membrane
Molecular function (GO): voltage-gated chloride channel activity
Source: RefSeq, a predicted model, not a curated record